AUGAAAUGCAUCUUAGCUGUUUAUCAUUCAGCUAUAAAAGAUGCAACGGUAGCAGCGGAUCUAGCAUCGAAAUGUCGUAAAACUAAUGCAAAUACUUUAUUACAAAUUGAAUUGGCUCUAUCUAAUUUGAUUCCAAAAGAAUGCAAUAUCACUUCUGAAACCGAUUUGACAACUUUGUUAUCCAAUUUCUUUGAAAGCUUUCAAAAAAUUCUAGUUCGUUUGAGUUCGGAUGAAGAUUUAAAAUUAUCCGAUACAUUUCGUUACUAUGCAAUUGAUACUGGAGCUGCACGUGACCUACUCUAUCGUCGAUGUCGUGCAUUAGCAGAUUAUGAAACUGCUAAUCGUAAUCUUGAUAAAGCUCGAGCACGUAUGAAAGAUGUUCAAACAGCGGAAGAUGCACAAACUGCAGCUAAUGAACGUUUCAAAUCUAUUUCAGAAUCAGCUAAACUUGAAUUAGAAGAUUUCAAAGUUCGUCGAAUUAAAUAUUUCCAUAAAAAUUUAGUUGAUCUCGCUGAAUUAGAAGUCAAACAUGCUAAGUCCCAGAUAGAAUUAAUAAAAUCUUCAUUAAUGCGAUUAAAACUAAUCAAUAUACCUGUAUGA
Messenger RNA from Schistosoma mattheei, 600 nucleotides. The record is from the annotation of a GenBank genome assembly. Lineage: Eukaryota; Metazoa; Platyhelminthes; Trematoda; Strigeidida; Schistosomatidae.